This is a messenger RNA of Coffea eugenioides, 1248 nucleotides long. RefSeq names its product ran-binding protein 1 homolog a. Gene Ontology annotation, biological process: nucleocytoplasmic transport. The record is from RefSeq and is a predicted model, not a curated record. Gene Ontology annotation, cellular component: cytoplasm; nuclear pore. Gene Ontology annotation, molecular function: GTPase activator activity. The coding region runs from base 210 to 872 and encodes 220 amino acids. The transcript is spliced from 4 exons. Lineage: Eukaryota; Viridiplantae; Streptophyta; Magnoliopsida; Gentianales; Rubiaceae.
AACCCUCUCUUCCAGCAUUCCAAUCCUCCUAUCCCUCAGGCUACUAUAUAAACCCUCAUACCUACUCCAUCGCACCCCUUAGGCAUUUCCCAGUUCCCCACCCUCACCGCUCCAUUGUCUCUCUUUCACGCACAACACAUACUUGCUUUCGAAGUUAAUCAGCAUUGGCAUAGAGCUCGAAUUUUUUCUCUCUCCAGAGCACUAUUAAAAUGGCCAGUAACGAGCCCGAGCACAGCAGAGAGGAGGAAGAGACCGCUGCCGCUGAGGACGAAGAUACCGGAGCUCAGGUUGCCCCUAUCGUCAAGCUUGAAGAGGUUUCCGUCACCACUGGCGAAGAAGAUGAGGACGCCAUCCUCGAUCUGAAAUCAAAGCUUUACCGAUUUGAUAAAGACGGAAAUCAAUGGAAGGAGAGAGGCGCUGGCUCUGUGAAGCUCUUGAAGCACAAAGAGACUGGAAAAGUUCGUCUCGUUAUGCGUCAAUCUAAGACUCUUAAGAUCUGCGCUAAUCAUCUAGUUGGGCCGACCAUGACAGUUCAGGAACAUAUUGGAAAUGAUAAGUCUUGCGUGUGGCAUGCUGCGGAUUUUGCAGAUGGUGAACUUAAGGAUGAGAUGUUCUGCAUUAGAUUUGCAUCUGUUGAGAAUUGCAGAACCUUUAUGGAAAGGGUUCAAGAAGUUGCUGAAUCCCAAAGGAGUAAAGAGGAAGACAAAGAUGCUUCUGCUGCUGCCGGAGUGCUUGAGAAGUUGAGUGUUGAAGACAAGGCAGGCAAAGAGAAAGCUGAAGAAAAACCCAAAGAGGAGACCAAAGAAGAGGCUCCUGCUGCAGGCAAGGAGAAGGUUUCGGAAAGUGAAGACAAGGAGACCGCUUCAACUUGAGAGAAUAUUGAUGAUGCCUUCAGUUCCCAUUUCUGAUUUGGUGAAGUUAAAACUCUCACUUCAGUCACCACCCAUUCCAUAGAAUGUCUAGUCUGGUGAGGUCAGUGGAGUGUCAGAUAUGGGUGGCAAAUGGUGUGGGUCUUCUUGGUCAGGUGUAGACAAUGGUUGGUUUAAAUUCGAGUCCUCUUUAUGUGGGGAUUCAACAUUGUUUCGAUUUUGGUCUUGUGUGCGAAUAUAACUAGAGGUUUUGGCCAGUGGUAUUUAUUUGCCUGGAGUAAGUUGUUCUGUUGAUUUAUAUGCUUGAUGUUACAAAUUACAAACGGCUUCCGCUGCCGAAAGAGUUGGGGGAAAAAAAUUUUCCAUCUUGAAUGCCUUA